This is a messenger RNA of Ricinus communis (castor bean), 2448 nucleotides long. Its product is annotated as glucosidase 2 subunit beta. The record is from RefSeq and is a predicted model, not a curated record. The transcript has 14 exons. Gene Ontology annotation, biological process: N-glycan processing. Gene Ontology annotation, cellular component: glucosidase II complex. The coding region runs from base 327 to 1985 and encodes 552 amino acids. Lineage: Eukaryota; Viridiplantae; Streptophyta; Magnoliopsida; Malpighiales; Euphorbiaceae.
AAAACUAUAAAAUGAAUAUUUUGUUCAAAUACUUUGUUUUCUUAAAAAAAAAAAAAAAAAGGAAAUUGUCCCUGAUAUAACGACAAACUGGCAGGUUCUCGUUUAUAUGUCAGAAAAGAAAUAAACGUUUUAUUUCAACGGUGUCGUUUUCAGUGGACGCCCAAGGCAGUCAAUUCUGGUUUCACCGGCGAUCUCUUGUUGGAUAUUUUAAUAAUAAAAAGACGUGAAAAUAUAAAGCAAGCUUUCAAGAAUCAGAAUUUGAACACAGAAAUCCUAACUUGUUUCUUUGUCUGUGAUAUAUAUAUAUAUAUAUAUAUAUAUAUAUAAUGCCCAAAAUGAAAUUCCAUAUACUUUGCUUCUCUCUUUUGAUGAGCACUUUCUCUCUGAUUUGUGUCACCAAAUCAUCAUCUUCUUCGGUUUCUCUCCUUGGAAUUCCCCCUCAAGAUGAGGAUUACUUCAAACCGGAGUUUAUAAAGUGCAAGAAUGGAUCCAAGAAGUUCACUAGAGCUCAACUCAAUGAUGAUUUUUGCGACUGCCCUGAUGGCACUGAUGAGCCUGGAACGUCAGCAUGUCCACAAGGAAAAUUUUAUUGUCACAAUGUCGGGCAUCUUCCUAUUUCAUUACCUUCUUCAAGAGUUAAUGAUGGCAUCUGUGAUUGCUGUGAUGGGAAUGAUGAAUAUGAUGGUAAAGUGAAGUGUCGAAAUACAUGCUGGGAGGCUGGAAAAGUAGCCAGGGACAAAUUGCAGAAAAAGAUUGACAUGUAUAAAGAAGGUGCUACCUUACGGAAAAAGGAAAUUGAACAAGCAAAACAAGCAAUAGCCAAUGAUGAAAAGGAAUUGUUGAAGCUGAAAAAUGAAAAGAAAACUCUUAAAAUACUUGUUAAACAGCUCAAGGCGCAUAAGGAGCAAAUUGAGAAGGCAGAGGAAAAAGAACGCCUAGAGAAAGAUAAAGAAGAGAAGACCAAAAAAGUUUCAGCUGAUAAAGAUGAGGCUGGAGAUAAAUCUGAUAAUGACCAAAAAGGAAGCUUCAGCUCUAGCAAUGAUAACAUCAGGCUAUCAAAUGAAUCGACACUAGAUAAGCAGGAGAAGGAUGAAUACGAAAAUAUGGAGAGCUUAUCAAAUGAUGCAUCUGAAAGUACUGAGGGGUUGUCUAGAGAAGAGCUAGGUCGGCUUGUUGCUUCCCGCUGGACAGGAGGAAAAGCUGGAAGCGAGGCAGAUGGUUUUGGUUCUAAUAAUAACCGUGGAGGCAGCACUGAGACUUCAGAGAGCACUAAUUAUGAAGUUUACGAUAACAAUAAUGACAAGAAAUCAUCUAUAGGAAAUGAUCUCGACAGUUCCAAAUCCAAGUACAAGUCUCAUUUAGAAGAACAAAAAGAUUUAUCUGGGAAAAAUACUUUGGGUAGCUCAUCAUGGUUGGAAAAGAUAAAAGAUACUGUUCGAAACAUUUUGGACUUGGUUAAUGUUUCUCCACCUCCUGUAGAUAAAUUAGAUGCAGAUCAUAUUAGGAAGGAGUAUGAUGAUGCCACUACAAGACUGUCUGAUGUUGAGGCAAAGAUAUCAACUUUGACAGAAAAGUUAAAACAUGACUUUGGUACAGAGAAGGAAUUCUAUAGAUUGUAUGAUCAAUGCUUUGAAACCAAGCAGGACAAGUAUGUGUAUAAAGUUUGCCCAUUUAAAGAAGCAACCCAGGAGGAGGGCUACCAUAAAACCCAACUAGGGGAGUGGGAGAAAUUUGAGAACUCAUACCGCAUCAUGUUGUUUUCAAAUGGACAGGGAUGCUGGAAUGGACCUGAGAGAAGCUUAAAGGUCAAGCUUAGGUGUGGACUGAAAACAGAGCUAACUGACGUUGAUGAGCCCAGCCGCUGCGAAUAUGCAGCUUUGAUGACGACACCUGUCCUUUGUCUAGAAGGAAAACUUGAGGAAUUCAAACAUAAACUUCAAGCUAUGGACAAAGAAGAACAACCAGAUAGCCAUGAUGAAUUGUAGGAUGCUCAUAACCAGUAGCAUAUGCUCCAGGGUCUUUGACUGCAUUCUCUUUAGUUCGUUGCAUGAAACAGCUGCACAUCUUAUUCUUGAAGAUUUGAUCAAAAUGUUGCAGCAGACUGCUCAAAAUCAUCUACACAAGUCCCUCAUCAAGCCUCCAAAUUGAGCUUAUUGCUACAUGUGGCCAAGAAACUAGUUAGAGAUUUUUAUGGAGGGAUCAUACAUGUAGUGUAACUGAAUGCCAUUAAUCAUUUUAGAGCGGCUUUAGAAUUCUCCAGAGGCAUGUAAUAGUACCAGAGAGUUGUGGCUCAAUGAGAUGAAAAUCAUCUUUUUUGGACCAACAGGCUUUACUAGCGUAGCAUGUAAAUCAAAUGCAACAAAUUUUGGAAAAGCUGUGCUCAUGUCAAAUUUUGCAUAUGCACAGAUCAUUUGCUAGCAAACCUAAAAUUAAAUUAGAAUUUGUUGA